UAAGUCUACGAGGGUUAGUGAUAACAUAUCCGCCAUGAAGAUUCUGAUCGUCUUAGCAGCGCUGGGUGUGUGCUCAGCCUUCCACCACUACAACAAGUACGACACCAACAAUAACUACUACAGCUCUUCGCCUUACUAUGGUAGCAGCUACAGAGGUAAUAAUUACUACAGGACGUCUCUGCGAGGCCUCAACGGCCGCUUCAUAGGUGCUACAACUCCUGCCCCAGCUUACAACUACGUAUCCACUCCUGCAUCGGCCUACAACUACGUAUCCACUCCUGCAUCGGCCUACAACUACGUAUCCACUCCUGCAUCGGCCUACAACUACGUAUCCACUCCUGCGUCGGCCUACAACUACGCAACAACGCUGGCGCCAACAUACAAUUACGCAACAACUCCAGCUUCGGCCUACAACUACGCAUCCACGCUGGCGCCGACUUACAACUACGCAACCACAGCUACAUCAGCAUUCAGGCCGUCCACUUACUUAGGAUCAUCUCCAUCCUCUCUGGGACAUUACUCCGUUUCAAGUUCCACUCCAGGUUACUUUCAGCCUCCGUCCUACUCCACCUCCGGUUCCUACGUCACUCCCUCUCCGUUAGGCCUAUACGGCAGUAGUCUGUUGUCCCGGAAUCCAUACCAAUUAGGUACUACUUCUUACGGCAAUGGUUACAGUGUCACCCCAGCAGUCUUGACCCAUCACUCUGCACAGUCGAUUUAUCCCCAGAAUACUGUGACCUACAACCCCUACAACGUCCUGGCUUCCUCCCCCUACAGCAGAGUGAACUCCUACUCUCACUCCGUGCCCUCCAACAUCGUCGUCUCGAACGGGUACGUCCAGGACACUCCCGAAGUGGCGGCCGCCAAGGCGGAGUUUUUCCGCUCCUACAAUUCAGUGGCUGCCGCUUCUGGUAACCACAGGUACUACAACUAUGCUUGCGCCUUCCAGUUGCACGACAUCUUCUGGGAGACUGUUCCACAGUCCAACGGUGUGAGGAAUAAAGCACCUCUGGAACUGAGAAAUAAAGAACGUCUGGAACUGAGAAAUAAAGGACCUCUGGAUCAAUUCGACGACAGCAACGCCAUGAAGACUCUGGUUGUUUUGGCAGUGAUGGGACUGUGCUCGGCCCUUCCCCGUCAGGCCCAUGACAGCAGUAGCAGCAGCAGCGACAGGAGGUUCUCGAGACAAUCCUACGAUGGAGAUCUAGACCAACCAGCGGGCGCCAAGGGUAGAAUCAACUCUGUUGCAGAUCCUUACGAUAUGGCUCCCGCCCUGAGCAAUUUCCUGGAUGCUUACAAGAGGCAGCUUGCAGUCCUGAGCCACGCCACCAGUUACGAUCCCUCUCCUGACUAUGGCCAAGAAACUACUACUUACGACGUAGUUCAGCAGGCUUCUCAUAAUCCUGUUUCAUCUCCUGCUCGCACUAUAGCUCACGGUCACCCUUUCUCUGCUGACAGUCUUCCUCAAAGUCAGGCUUACAACGCUCCUGAUGGUCUCCCUAUUAACAUUCACGCUCGGGCUAUUGAGAACUAUGCUCCCCCUGCUCACCACCUCAUUCCCAAGACUCACGCUGCCCCAGUUCACCCCUCGGCAAGACGCGCUCCAGCUCACACGACCUUCCAGGGCCCUGUUCAGUUCAAAGCGCCCACUCAGGCAAGUUUCCACGGCCCCGCCGGAGGAGCAUUUCCAGGCUACUCUGGCCCAGCGCCGACGUCCUACGAGCAGGCUGGCUCCGCGCCCGACGACGCCUACAACUUCGUGACUCCGUCUCGCAUCGUGGUGCACAACGGCUACGUCCAAGACACCCCCGAGGUUGCGGCCGCCAAGGAAGAGUUUUACAGCAUCUUCAACCUGCAGGCGGCAGCCGCUGCGGCAGCUCCUGACGACUACGACUACUACGAGAGCAACGACUACGGCGUCACCAAAGGGAAGUCGAAGAACGCUGCGCGCUAUUACUAA
This is a messenger RNA of Macrobrachium nipponense, 1960 nucleotides long. RefSeq lists its product as uncharacterized. The transcript is spliced from 6 exons. The record is from RefSeq and is a predicted model, not a curated record. The coding region runs from base 35 to 1960 and encodes 641 amino acids. Lineage: Eukaryota; Metazoa; Arthropoda; Malacostraca; Decapoda; Palaemonidae.